AUGGAAAGAGAUACCACCAGUCUAUAUACUACAUUGGAAAUAGCCAAAUCAGCAACCCCACAAGAGAUCAAAAAAGCUUAUAGAAAGCUAGCUCUCCGUUAUCAUCCGGACAAGAACCCAAAUUGCGAAGACCAAUUUCGAAGUGUCAAUCAUGCUUACGAGAUCCUUUCAGACCCUCAAAAGAGACGAAUCUAUGACAAGUAUGGUUCAGUAGGACUGAAUAUGGCCGAUACAAUGGGAAGCACCAUGUUCUUGGAUCCAGAAGUGGAGGCCAUCGUGUUGGCAUUCUUUUGUCUCGUAUCGAUUGUGAUUGUAUCCGUGCUGAUAUGGCUGAUUUUCAUGUGUCUAAGAGUAGAUGAUACCAUACAUUGGCCUUGGUCAGUGGUGUUCAUCCCACUGUGGUUGGUGAAUGCAUUGGUAUUGUGGGCUACCAUGUAUCGCAUGAAGAACUAUGAUCCAGAAAAGAACGAGGAACUGAAUGGACACGCCAAUCAACAGCAACAAGCAGAUGAGGAUGAGGAUGGCGAGAGGGACGAACAUGAUGGACUAUUAGGAUCUUCGCCAAAACACAUUUCCAGAUUACAGCACGCCAUUAACCAAUACGUACCGUUUAUUCAUUGCUGCCUAUUGACACUAUUUCAAAUCUUGGUUGUACUACGAUUGGACUACGUGAUAAAAUGGAAGAUGAUCUAUGUGUUUGUACCAUUCUACGUGUAUGAACUCGUCAACACACUCCGCAAUGGUAGAAAGGGCUGGUAUUCAAGGAGUAUUGUCGUAGUGCAAAUGACGGCCAUCUUACUGCAAUUGACUUUUGACAAGGCAUCGUGGGCUAUUGUGUUUAUACCCGUCUACUGCUUGGGUCUGUAUUAUGCGUACAAGCUGUGGAGACAAUACAGAGUGUUUGCAAGUUAUCCUCAGCGACAAGAAGCGCAACAAGGACAAAUGCUGGUCAUGAUAGCCUCCAUUGUGUAUGGUAUUCUCGCUGUCUUGUUUUACACCGUGUUGGGGUUGAUUAUUCGACGUCUGGAUGGAUCGUCGCAUAUCAAAUUAGGGCUGAUUCUGAUUCCCGUGUUCAUCAUUUUGAGCAUUGUUCUAUGCUGUACUGGAUGUUGCUUCCCCUGUAUGCUGAUUGUAUCGUCUAUGCCAAUGGAAGAAGAUGUAGAGAACGAACAAGCCUCAUCACAGCAGCAGCCACGUGUGCACUCUAGCAGACGCAUUACAGACAACUAA
This is a messenger RNA of Mucor velutinosus, 1230 nucleotides long. Its product is annotated as Fatty acyl-CoA elongase/Polyunsaturated fatty acid specific elongation enzyme. The transcript has 4 exons. Lineage: Eukaryota; Fungi; Mucoromycota; Mucoromycetes; Mucorales; Mucoraceae. Bases 1 to 1230 code for a protein of 409 amino acids. The record is from RefSeq and is a predicted model, not a curated record.